AUGACCGCUGACGAUGGGCAGACCACAAUCAAACUCAACUCCCGGGACUCGGAGACCAAUUGGGGCGAUGUUGACGGCUGUGCGUCGAACAUAAAAGCCAUACAAUCCACUCAACCGCCUUCACACAAAAUGAUACACCCCCAGCAAAGCCCCUGCGUUCUACCGGGUGCCACUCAAAUGAGAGAGCCAUGGUUGACAUUGGUAUAUCCUCUCGGGGCCAGAGCUGGCACUAAUCAACGAGAUAUUGGAAGCAACAAUGCCGCCGUGACAUUCGACCGCCUCGCCUCUACCCCGCCAUUCGAUGGAGCCACGGGUCCUGAUGGCGGCGACCGCACAUUGCCUGCUUCAUCCAGCAGCUCCAUUGACUCACCUGGAAGGGCGCAGCAAGAGCAGAGAAAUCUGCUGGUCCCUUCAGGGAUCUAA
Molecule: messenger RNA, 423 nt
Organism: Pleurotus ostreatus (oyster mushroom)
Lineage: Eukaryota; Fungi; Basidiomycota; Agaricomycetes; Agaricales; Pleurotaceae
Exons: 3
Coding region: 1-423 (140 amino acids)
Source: RefSeq, a predicted model, not a curated record